UCAGCUGAUCGAUAGCCGGCGCUGUGCAAACAACGCACAAUAUUUUGUAUUUAUUUUUAUACCGUGGCACAAAUUUAAACCGCACAAAAGACAAAAUGUAUAAAAAUUUAGAGGAACACAAUCGGCUUGUCAAUAAAUAUCUCAAGAUAUUCUUUGUGGUGGCCUUGUAUUGGUGCACCUCUAUACUGACUGUGUUCGUGAACAAGCAUCUGCUGAGCAGUGAUACCGUUAACCUUGGAGCACCCCUGUUUAUGUCUUGGUAUCAAUGUGUCGUGUCCACCAUCAUUUGUUAUUGCAUGAGUCGGCUUAGUCGCAAGUAUCCAAGUGUGUUCACAUUCCAGGGAAAUCCGUUGGAUAUUGACACAUUCCGAAAACUGCUGCCGCUGUCCGUGCUCUAUACGUUGAUGAUUGGCGCCAACAACUUGUCAUUGACCUAUGUAACCGUGGCCUUCUAUUACAUUGGGCGCUCUCUGACCACUGUCUUCAGUGUGGUGCUGACCUAUGUGAUACUGCGGCAACGCACCAGUUUCAAGUGCCUCUUAUGCUGUGCCACCAUUGUGAUCGGCUUUUGGCUGGGCGUGGAUCAGGAGAGCUUAACCACAGCCUUCUCGUGGCGUGGCACCGUAUUUGGGGUGCUUAGCUCCUUGGCGUUGGCCAUGUACUCGAUUCAGACGAAGAAGGCGCUGGCUCAUGUGAAUCAGGAAAUCUGGCUGCUCAGCUACUACAACAAUCUGUACUCGACGAUCCUCUUUCUGCCACUAAUUGUACUCAAUGGGGAGCUGGGCACCAUCUUGGCCUAUCCUUAUAUGGGGGCACCAUGGUUCUGGGCUGCGAUGACGCUGAGUGGAUUUUGUGGUUUCGCCAUUGGCUUUGUAACAGCUUUAGAGAUAAAGGUUACCUCACCGCUAACGCACAACAUCUCGGGCACGGCGAAAGCGUGCGCCCAGACAGUUAUUGCCACGCAGUAUUACAACGAUGUGCGCUCAGGCAUCUGGUGGACUUCGAAUAUAGUUGUGUUGGUCGCAAGUGCGGCAUAUACGCGGGUGAAGCAAUUGGAAAUGUUGCAGCAGCAUCAGCAGCGCAAUGCGGCAACAUUGAAAGCCUGAUUUCCAAACAUUUCCCACAACAAUUAUGCAAAUGACAAGAAUUUAGCAUUGUGCAACUUCCAAACAACAAACUAAGAACCCUUUUAAGACCUUAAACUAAGUGUAAAAGUAUCCUAACAUUAUCCAUUUCAUAUACGUACAACAUUCUUUAUAAAUAAGGAAAAAAUCCAAA
Drosophila albomicans is the source of this 1278-nucleotide messenger RNA. RefSeq names its product GDP-fucose transporter 1 (gene nac). Gene Ontology annotation, cellular component: Golgi apparatus. Gene Ontology annotation, molecular function: antiporter activity. Gene Ontology annotation, biological process: protein O-linked glycosylation via fucose; GDP-fucose import into Golgi lumen. Lineage: Eukaryota; Metazoa; Arthropoda; Insecta; Diptera; Drosophilidae. The record is from RefSeq and is a predicted model, not a curated record.